UAUGACGGUCUUUUUUAAAUCUCUUUGACACCAAAGCACAUCGUUCAUCGUUGGGCGGAGGAGCAAGUUGGAAUUAGAAAGAGAUUUCCGGUUGGGUUCCCUGAAUCCUGAUUUGUGCAGUGCUCAUCUCAUCCGCUUCCAUGGACUUCCGACAACACUACCAACCACACAAACCCCAAUCUUUCAUAAAUUUGCACACGAUCGAUUCUGAUGCUCAGAUGUCGCAACCCAACUCCUACUUUAACCCCGCCGAUUUGCUCCACAGUCCUCCCUUAAUUGUUGCUGGGCUUGCUCCGGCUGAUGGCGGUGCCGAUUUGCAAUGGAGUUACGGUUUGGAGAAGGAGGGAAAAAGGUUAAAGGAACAUGAUUUUUUGGAGAACAAUUCUCAGGUAUCCUGUGUUGAUUUCAUGCAGCUUCGACCGGUUUCCACUGGGUUGGGUUUGUCACUUGACAAUACACGUUUUCCUAUUAGGGUUUUCUGCUGCUAAAUGACAAUAUGCUAUUUUCAUUAUUAUGCAACUUGCAAUGAUUAUUCAUGAUGGAUGUUUUUAGCUCUGUGAUAUGAAGAUCAAAUUAUUCGUUCUUGUAUGCAUCGUUGCUAU
Messenger RNA from Arachis ipaensis, 602 nucleotides. Its product is annotated as putative BOI-related E3 ubiquitin-protein ligase 2. NCBI's taxonomy places the organism in Eukaryota, Viridiplantae, Streptophyta, Magnoliopsida, Fabales, Fabaceae. Gene Ontology annotation, molecular function: ubiquitin-protein transferase activity. The record is from RefSeq and is a predicted model, not a curated record.